Molecule: messenger RNA, 2490 nt
Organism: Panicum hallii
Lineage: Eukaryota; Viridiplantae; Streptophyta; Magnoliopsida; Poales; Poaceae
Product: mitogen-activated protein kinase 10-like
Exons: 9
Coding region: 356-2248 (630 amino acids)
Biological process (GO): intracellular signal transduction; protein phosphorylation
Cellular component (GO): cytoplasm; nucleus
Molecular function (GO): ATP binding; MAP kinase activity
Source: RefSeq, a predicted model, not a curated record
ACACGAAAGAAAUCUCCUCCCCUUUCUGCAUCUUUCUUUCCCCGACCCCCGUCUCCGCUUCUCUCUUCUCGAGAGCGCCGCACGCGAGAUCGGGAGGAGGAGGAGCCGGCGGAGGAGCCAGCGGCCGGCAGCCCUGACCCCCCCCGGGUGCUGUAGCGGUCGCUCCCCACCCGCGUCGGCGGCGCGGCCUCGCGGACGCGGCGCCCCCCUGAUACCCUCGGCCCGCGCGCGGGGGCAGCGAAUGCCGUGUGCUGCCGCGUAGGGUCCGGUGGUUGCGAGGGCGGGUGUUGAGUGCUGCGGAAGGGAGGGAAGCGGUGCUUGGGCGGCGGUUCGGUGGGAGAUCCGGUGAGCGGGGAUGCAGCAGGAGCAGCGGAAGAAGAGUUCUGCAGAGGCCGAGUUCUUCACGGAUUAUGGAGAUGCAAACCGGUACAAGAUCCAAGAAGUCAUUGGUAAGGGAAGCUAUGGGGUUGUGUGCUCGGCCAUUGAUCUGCACACUCGACAGAGAGUGGCCAUAAAGAAGAUACACAAUAUAUUUGAGCACGUCUCUGAUGCCGCAAGGAUCCUUCGUGAGAUCAAACUUCUCAGACUCCUAAGGCAUCCUGACAUUGUUGAGAUCAAGCACAUUAUGUUACCACCCUCGAGAAAGGACUUCAAGGAUAUUUAUGUUGUUUUCGAACUUAUGGAGUCUGAUCUCCACCAAGUUAUAAAGGCCAACGAUGACUUGACGAAGGAGCAUUACCAGUUCUUUCUCUAUCAACUACUCCGAGCCCUCAAAUACAUUCAUACUGCUAAUGUUUAUCACCGUGACCUGAAGCCCAAGAAUAUUUUAGCGAACUCUAACUGCAAACUGAAAAUAUGUGACUUUGGACUAGCACGAGUUUCAUUCAACGAUACCCCGACAACAGUAUUCUGGACGGAUUAUGUUGCAACAAGAUGGUACAGAGCUCCUGAGCUUUGUGGAUCCUUCUUCUCCAAGUAUACACCAGCUAUUGAUAUUUGGAGCAUUGGAUGCAUCUUCGCCGAGGUGUUGACAGGGAAGCCAUUAUUUCCUGGUAAAAAUGUUGUCCAUCAGUUAGACUUGAUGACUGAUCUUCUAGGCACACCAUCAAUGGAUACAAUUUCUCGGGUUCGGAAUGAGAAAGCAAGAAGGUACUUGAGCAGCAUGAGAAAGAAAGACCCAGUUCCAUUUUCUCAGAAGUUUCCCAAUGCAGAUCCUUUGGCACUUAAACUAUUGGAAAAGCUAUUAGCAUUUGACCCAAAGGACCGUCCAACUGCAGAAGAGGCAUUGCGUGAUCCAUACUUCAAAGGUCUUGCCAGGGUUGAAAGAGAGCCAUCCUGUCAGCCAAUCAAAAAAGCUGAAUUUGACUUUGAGCACAAAAGAAUGUCAAAGGAAGAGAUAAGGGAGUUGAUAUUCCGUGAGAUACUGGAAUAUCACCCUCAAUUGCUGAAUAGCUACAUAAACGGCACAGAGAGGACAACCUUUCUCUACCCAAGUGCUGUUGAUCAAUUUAAGAAGCAGUUUUCUCAUCUCGAAGAAAGCGGUGGUAAUGGCCCAUCAGUCCCAAUGGAUAGAAAACAUGCGUCCCUUCCCAGGACUACCGUUGUUCACUCGAAUCCCAUUCCUGCCAAGGAACAACCUCUUGCUGCCUCAUCGAGGGUUAGACCAGUCUCUGAUGAUUCAUGCAAGAAUCCUUGGGAGAAAGAAAGAGGUCCUGGAAAUGUUCCCAGGGCAUCUCUGCCUCCACAAGGGCUGCAAGCACAAGCAGGUAUUUCUGUGUUCAUUUACUACAGCUGGCUUGCUGAUAUAUUUCGACUCAUGAUGGGUCUUUUUUCUGAGAUUAUUUCCUUUUUGACAACAGGACCAGGAAGAGUUAAUGGCUCAGUGAUGAAUUCAGGGUAUCCUUCCCAUCAGCAAAUCCCACAAGCAUAUGGUUACCAUCAAAUGCCUGCAAGAUUGGACAGUACCAACCAAUCACAAGCCAUGGGUGGUUAUACACUGCAUUCGCAGGCCCAUGCUUGUGCAAACAGCAAAGGCACGUCUGAUGUCGCAGUAAACAUGAGAGCACCCCCGUUCCAUGUUCCAGCUGGCCCCAAGAAUAACCCGCUAGAUAGAAUAGCAUCAGGGACUGACAUAUACACAAGAUCUCUUAACGGCAUUGUUGCUGCCGCAGCAGCAUCAGUUGGCACUGGUACUGGUACUCACAGAAAUGUUGGUGUUGUGCCCUCCGGCAUGUCAAGGAUGUAUUAGCUUGCUGCAGUGGUUGCAAAUCUUAGCUAUAUGGUCACAGCUUCAUCAGGACUAGCCUGGAAGAAGUGGCAUAUGAUAUAAGCAAUUCAUAAGAGGUGACCCCAAGAGUCUUGGGCUCCUGUCCUCUUUUACCCGUUGUUUGUACGCCAUCUAUUCAGGCGGAAAAUGGUGCCCAUUCGUGCACAACUGAAGUAUCGAUUAAUUGAUUUUUUAAUGGAAAUCACUACUUUGUUAGAGUAAAA